This is a messenger RNA of Phytophthora infestans T30-4, 582 nucleotides long. Its product is annotated as crinkler (CRN) family protein, putative. Bases 1 to 582 code for a protein of 193 amino acids. The transcript has a single exon. The record is from RefSeq and is a predicted model, not a curated record. Lineage: Eukaryota; Oomycota; Peronosporomycetes; Peronosporales; Peronosporaceae.
AUGACGAGUCAAGAAAAUAAGGUGCUGCUAGACUGCGUUCUCGUUGGCGAAGGGAGCGUGAUCCCUAUCGUCAUUGAAGAGAGGAAUACGGUGGUGGAUUUCCUGAAGGACGCGAUCAAGCAGAAGAAUCCGAGCACGAUCCAGUAUGACGCUAAGGACCUGCAGCUCUUCCUGGCGAAGACAGCGGGUGACAAGUGGCUCGUUUUCGACUCGGACGAUGUGGAGAAGCUGAAGAAGGGCGGUAUGACUGCUACCGUUAAGGUUUUAACAAGCGAAGAGAAGGAGCUACAGAGGGAAUCUGACGUGUUGACAGGUAUGCCUAAGCCGUUAGCUAAUCAAGUUCAUCUGUUGGUCGUGGCUUCGAAGACAAGGAAAGUAGGAGCCCCACACAGUUUUCCAAACAAACGAUCCCGUUUAAAUGAUUUGGGAAUGGAUUUUGGUUUCGAGAUUGAUGAGAUCGUGAAGGUACCUUGGAUCCAAAUCGACAAGGUGGAGUAUGUCACGCUACCAGCUGCGCUCAUGGAAUUUUUACAUCAAAUGAGGGGCAACUUCAACUUCAUUAGUAGAGCGCUUAAUCGCUAA